Caretta caretta (loggerhead turtle) is the source of this 11733-nucleotide messenger RNA. RefSeq names its product NAD(P)H quinone dehydrogenase 1 (gene NQO1). Gene Ontology annotation, cellular component: cytosol. Gene Ontology annotation, molecular function: NAD(P)H dehydrogenase (quinone) activity. NCBI's taxonomy places the organism in Eukaryota, Metazoa, Chordata, Testudines, Cheloniidae. The record is from RefSeq and is a predicted model, not a curated record.
CUGUGAAAGUAGUAAACGGUAGAACUUGGCCCCAUGUUGGCCCUUGCCUGAAGAUGCUGGAAAUGCAGCUAGUGCUCAGGGUCCCAUUAAGAGACCAAGCGGGGUGGUCGUGUCUGAUGUACGCAUUGUCAGUGGUGAGGGAUCCGUAACAAGGACAAUCAGGCUCAAGGUGCCCGUGCUGUUGCCGGAGCCAGUAUGUGCAGCUGGAGGAAGCCACAUGCUUUUCCAUGACUUCUGGCUCCCAGCUGUGAGUUGCUGAGAUAGUUUGAUCCCAGAGCCUGCUGGAGAGUUAAGGGUGACAGCUUCUCUUGGUGCUGGCUGGGCGACCUAUCCAGCUUCUUUCUCACUGCAGGAAGUACAACCCCCAGUGAAAGUUAAGUGUUGUAUGCACACACCAGGGCAACUUGCCUACACUCUGUGCUCUGUACACACAGCAUAGGAUGGACGAUAGCCACGCCUCCUUAGUCCAUUCCCUGUGAAGAGACAGGAGUAGAGUUUGCACCCAUCCCAUUGGGCUUGAUAGCCAUUACCUGCAUUGCCACAACAGCAACCUCACCACAUAACCAAGGGCAGAAGCUAGGUGCUGAGGUAGAGUCUGUUCCUUCAUAUUUACCCAUGACAAACUAACAUCUCAGCAAGUAGCCUCAGACAACAAGGCUGGAGCAACAGCUGCACCAGCAUCAUGAGCAACACAGCUUGGAGCAUCCAGACAGAACCCUCAGGAACCUGUGUUACAAAUCCAUUGGCGAGCUUCCUGUAAGUUAGGCAGAAGGUCCAUAUUCAGGUGUAGCAGGGCUUGGAGCCUCACCCAGUUCUGCUGCAGUGGGAUGGAUGUGAAUAGGCUGAGUGGUCAAGGUAAAACUGGAAAUAAAGGCUGUGAUCGUGUAAAACCCUGGGGAGGAGUUUUGACACUUUCUCAGGGUGCCCAGAACCAAGUCUCCUAUUACCCCCCUGCCUCAGCAAGAGACACAUGUGCUGGUGCUAAUUUGGGUAUCAGCCCCCACCAAUCCUGUCUGUUAGCCACUCAACCAUUGUUCUCAGGCUGCUUCUAGCAUAGCCCUACUUUGCCCUGCAGGUUAACACUGUGUACCCCAGUCCCUGCCUCCUAACAAACAAUCCCCUAUGGUUCCCAGCCCCUAUCUCUGGAUGCUCAGGGUAUUGACCCAAUCAGCUGUCCCCAGGGGGGGGAUACACACACAGGCUUGUUCCAUUCAGCUGACUCCCAGCACCACUGUAACUUAGUGAAAACAAAUUAAGUUUAACAACAGUUAAGAUGUAUGACGUAGUGAGCAAGAACAACAACAGGUACAAUGUGCUUCUAGUCUAAACAGGCUAAGCCCUUGUCUAAAGGAAUGAUCUUACCCAACUGUCGUUUGCAGUGCUUUCAACCAAACCCUGCUUGAGAUCCCAUUUUCAUUAAUGUUUCAUUGAUUUCAUUUUCAACACUGCCCAGUUACUCCCUGGGUGCAGGCCAAAACAAGGCUCCUUGUGCCUUCCUCUGAUACCCCAAGUUUAUAGUCUUUGCAGCCCUGAAACAAUUUAGUCUCUGUUGUCUUCUCAUGUUGACCUGAAGUGCAGAUUCAGCUACCAUUGUGUUCUUAUGACUUACAGUGCUUCAUUUAAGCAGGGGCAAGUGAAUAGACAUGGUUGGUCUGGCAGAAACACCUGUUUGUCAACUGGGCCUGGUUACAUAGUUUAAAACCUAUUUAGUGGCUACACAACUCCUUACACGCCAUCCAUACGUACAUCUUGCAAUGCCUAUGAUGACCAGUGUGUCACCAUCUUUCAUUUGAUACCUUACAAAACACAAUGGAUAAAUACCAGGAACUAGUGUGUUAGGUAUAGCGAGUUUGUCAGGCCUGAUAGGAAUUGCUCUUAUAGAACAGUUGACCCUUUACCAGCUUGCAGUGAGGGGUUCUGGGGGUCACAGGAGUUCCUAAUGCUCUUGUUCUUUAGAAAUGGCCUCUAGUCACUGACCGGCAGCAGAGUAAACCCUCAGGAGGUCACCUUGCUCAGCAUCUUCACUAAACUGUGUCCUUUUUCUGUGAGCUCGCUGCUUCGAGGUGUCACUUCCUCUAAAGGAGGCCUGCAAGCCAGCACUACAAGCACACCUAAUCUGUGGUGCAGGGAUAGCUGGAUAAGGCUUCCUAUAGCUGGAGAAUAUGCCCCCCCGCAUUUCUGUAGGAAGUGGGUAGAAUCCAAUUAAAGGUCUGUUGUGCUGCAGUUUGCCUCAGUGACUUCAGAUGAAGCUUGUUAAUGAAAUUGCCUCUAAUGAACUCUGCUAACAAGUCUGGCAUAAAACCCAAUCAGAUGUGUGGUGCUCACAGCUCUGUUGCUUCCAAUGGGGAGAAGGAAGCCAAUAAAUACCAGAUUGAAGAGUGAACUGACUUAAGAUACGUUGAAAUCUCAGCCAGAGGCUCUGGGUGCCAUGGCAGUAUUUUAAAUCCUAAUGCGCAUUAGAUGGAAUGGGCCUGAUGCCUGCUGGGAAGGCACAGACUGGAGAGGAGUAUAAUGAAUCUUUUUGUAAUAACGUCAAUGUAUAUUGGCUUCCAACUGCUCUUUCCUUGCUCACAGCACAAUGUAGGGGGAGCGUUCACAGGGUCUCCCUCCCAUUAAGUGCUGCUUAAAAAUACAAACAAGCAGCACAAAGGUGCUUUGUCAGACAAACAGCUCAAGGAAACCCACUGAAAAUCAACACAUAGAACAAACCAGGUCUCCAUGGGGCAGAAAGGUUACGUUAAUGCCAGCCAGGACCUGGAAAAUCUGAGCAAGCCAGUGCUACAGCCCGCUCAGUAGGACCAGCUGGGUGCAAGCAAACAAUGUGUUUUACUGUAGCUGAAUGUAAAUCUCUACAUUUACAAAGACCAUAGGUUGUACUUACACAAUAGGGGACUUUUCUCUGGGAAGCAGUGACUCCAAAAAAGAUUUGGGGGUAGUGGUGAUUAAUCAGAUGAACAUGAGCUCCCAGUGUAACGCUGUGGCCAAAAGGGCUAAAACGAUCCUGCACACAUACUAGAAUCUCGAGUAGGGAAAGGGUUUUACCCUGUAUUUGGUACUGGUGCAACUGCUGCUGGAAACGUGUCCAGCUCUGGUGCCCCCAAGUCAAGAAAUAUGUUGAUAAAUGGGACAGGGUUCAGUGAAGAGCCACGUAAAUGGUUAAAGGACUAGAAAACUUGCCUUUUAGAGACUCAGCUUCUUGAGUCUAUCCAUUUAGCUUAACAAAAGGAAGGUUAAGGGUGACUGAAUCACAGUCUAAAGACCUACAUGGGGAACAGAAAUGCAAUAAUAGAUGACUCUUCCAUCUAGCAGAGAAAGAUCUAACACCAUCCAGUGGCUGAAAGUUGAAGCUAGAUAAAUUCAGACUGGAAAUCAGGUGUACAUUUUUAGAGGUGAGCCAUUGGAACAAUUUACCAUUGGCCAUGGUGGACUCUCCCUCACUGACCACUUUUACAUCACAAUUGGAUGGUUUCCUAAAAGCUCUGCUCUAGGAGUUGCUUUGGGGAACAUAGCACCAUGACUGCUGACUGCCUCCUGAGCACCCCUCGUGGGCAGGGUGCCACAGCCCUGCCCUGCCUCUCUUCCCCCCACCCACCCCCUCUUCCUGGCCCUUUGAGAAAUUACAGGUCAAAGGUGGUUCUAACCCCACAAGGGCGCCCAUUUAUUGAGUCCACGGGUACAUACGGGCUUGCUAGACCUCCAGUCCAGUUCAGUGUCUCUCUGCUAAUGAUGCCAACAUAAUGCAAAACAUAAACUCACCCAGUCUGCAGCCCAGCUGGCUUUACAGGCGCGCUCUCAGGUCUCCCUGCCUGGAGAGCUUUCCCCACUCUUUCCUGAAUCUUCAGCUUCUCCUCUGCUGGCUGGGGCCCUACCAGGUGUCUUCUAGCUCCCUACAGCAUCCCCAGGUCUAGCUGCAGUCUCCUGAGCUUGCCCUUUUACUGCAACUUCUUACUCUGUUUAUUCUGGGAUUAGUUGAUUCAAUCCAGGUGUGGCCCGUCCUGUAAUCAGAGCUGUUUUAGGCUCUCCAUUGCAUGGGGCAAACCCCCCCGUUACAGGGACAUGCCAUGGCCUGUGUUACACAGGAGGUCAGGCACUUGAUCACACGGGUCCUGUCUGGCCUUGGAAUCUGCCGCAGGUGUGCUCUAGAUAGGGGCAAUACAGAGGCUCUAAUCUAUCUGGAUGUCAGUAAAAUAUUUGUUACGUUGCCAGAUGGACAUUAUUAGUAAAGCUAGAGAAUAUAAGGAUUAGUACACAAAUGAGGGGGGAGGGAUAGCUCAGUGGUUUGAGCAUUGGCCUGCUAAACCCAGGAUUGUGAGUUCAAUCCUUGAGGGGGCCAUUUAGGGAUCUGGGGCAAAUAAUGGGGAGUGGUCCUGCUUUGAGCAGGGGUUGGACUAGAUGACCUCCUGAGGUCCCUUCCAACCCUGAUAUUCUAUGAUUCUAUGAGGUGGGUACGGCACUGGCUAAAAGGGAGACAAGUUGUGAUGAAAGAGGAACCAUUAGGCUAGAGCGAAGUCACCAGGAGAGUUCCUCAAGGAGCGGUUGUGAUGGUAUCCCCAGGAUAUAACCUGGAACUGGGGUACUGCUGGGCCCCUUAACUCUCCAACCUGGGCUGUCUCUCACAAUGCAUUGCUAGCGACAAGCAGCAAACCCCUCCAGGUGCUGUGAUCACUCAGCACAACCACAUGGGGAGCCCCACACCCAGCUAGAUUGCAUGAAUGCUCCCAGAGCCGCUCAUGAAUCACCCAGAGAAAGAUACGAGCAAAUCUCCCAAGCCCCCAGCCUUGCACCCCCAAAGUAUACCGUCUUGCCCUGGUCAGAAGCCUGACCCCAGUAUAAGUUUAUUAUCCAGUCCACCCCUCCCACGAUGUCGAGAGGACACACACCAGCCUUUGUAAACUGAGGUGAGAUUACCCAAGCACUUCAACCCAAAUACACUGUUUUAGGUAAAACAGAUUUAUUAACUACAGAAAGAUAGAUUAUAAGUGGUAGGCACAAAAGGUUAGAGAUAGUUACCAAAGAAAAUAAAAGGUAAAUGUACAGUCUAAAUCUUAAACCUUAUUAGACUAGGCAGUAUUUGGAUCAAGCAGUUUUUCUCAUUUCACUGGAUGUUGCAGGUAGGUUAUAGUUCUUAAUACACAGGCUUCCCCUUUAAGCCUGGGACCAGUCUCCUCAGUUCAAGUCUUUGUCAUCCCAGCAUUGUUGUUGCUUCCAGUGUCAGUGGUGGAAGAGAAAGGCCAAAGCAUGAUGCCACUGUCCCCUAUUUUAUAUCCUCGGUCCACGUGCCUAGAAAACAGAAGCCCAAACAUGUCCUGGUGGGCUUUGUUGAGUCAAAGGGUUGAGCAAUCCCCCACUGUGUGAUGCUUCUCUUACAGAAUUGUAAAUCCCUUAUUUACAACUCCCCUGCUGAUUAAUGGUCUUUUAACACCCUCCUAGGAGUUUAUUGUUACUGAAGAACUGGCAGUAGACAACUCUCAAACUUACAACAUAUUUCAGUAACAACCAUAGAGUAAAAUCUCAUAACUUCAUACACACUAACGAUAUACAUAUUUUGACAGAACAACGGGUUUCAGUAGAUCAUGACCUUUCAUAUGAUAUCUUCCAUGGCAUGCUUUGUAUGAAAUAUACCAUAAUUCUAUUACAGGGGUGAAUAUUGGGGUUCCAGGAUGUUUCUUUGAGGUACUGUGUGUCCCAGUGGUCUUGGGACCAAUCUUAUUUAAUAUUUUCAUUAAUGACUGGCACAAGAAGCAGGAGUGUGCUAAUGAAAUUUGCUGAUGAGAGAAAGUUGAGAGGCCGAUUAGAAUAUCCUACUGAAAGAACCGGUUGACCUUGAGGACUGGAGCAAUGGAAAUGAGAUGAAGUUAAAUAGUGCAAAGUACAAGGUGGUGCAUUUAGGGGCCAAUAACAAGCAUUUCUGCCGUCAGCUGGGGACUCCUGGGGUGGAAAUGACUGGCAGAGAAAGAGCUGGAGGUAUUAGUUGAUCACAGAAUGAUCACUGUGAUGCAGCCACAAGAAAGGCAAAGAUGCACCAGGCAAGGUAUUUCCAGUGGCAGUAGGGACGGCUAAUGCCAUUGGGCGGCGCACUGGUGAGACUGCAUCUGGCACACUGUGGGAAAUUCUGGUGACCCACAUUCCAGAAAGAUGAAUUGCAAUUGGAACAGGUGCAGAGAAGGGCUAUUAGGUGAUCAGGGGAAUGAAAAGCCUAUUUUAUGCACGGAGACUUAGAGACCUAGGCUUGUUUAGCCUAGCAAAACAAAGAAAGAGGGGAUAGAGUUGUUUUCUAUAAAUACAUUUGGGAGGGUUUGCACAGGAACAAAUGGGGAUAAACUGGCUGUGAAUAAAUUUAGGCUGGAAGUUAGAAGAAGGUUUCUAACCAUUAGAGGACCGAGGUUCUGGACCAACCUCCCAGUAGGAAGAAUCAGGGUAAGAAAGGUAACUACUUUUAAGGAGCUUGAUGAAUUUAUUAUGGGGAUUAUAUGAUGGGGUUGCCUCUGAUAGCAGGGGCUGGAAUCACUGACCUGGGAGGUCCCUUCCAAUCCUGUGUUCUUAUGUUCAAAGUGGAUGAAGAUUUGGUACACAAGAAGAGACAUCUUGAUACUGAUAACAGUUUAUUUAACAACCCCUCAGCAUUUUCCUUAUGGUGAAUAUUACUCCAAUGUCUCCUAGGUGACAGUCAGUGAACCUUCCUCAAUUUCAGGGGUCCAAUUUUGCUCUUGCCCAGGGAAAAAGAGGCUUAUUUUUGUCUUUUCUGAUUCACCGUGCUUGGCAGCUACCAGGUAUCUCUGAACAACAUGUUCACAAAGUUUAGCCUUUUCGUAGUCAGAUACACCAAUUUGUUUUAAGAAUGUCUUUCAUCUCAGAGUGCAGCCUGCAAGUUGCUGAGGUUCUGCUAUUUUCAUCAUCACUAAAGACCCCUCUCAUUGGUCUAGUUGGUGGCCUGGAACCAGAUACAUUAUUUCAGCAUAUUCCAUUAUCAAUUAUUUAAAAGACCUGUUAGAAGAGGGAUAACAAAGCUUAACAAAGGGCCGAUAACCUUCCCAAACUGUUAUGCAAUCUCCGUCUUUCUUGUUAGGGCCAGUCUCUCAUUGUUUCGUUUCUAAUAAAGCCUCAUCUCUGUUGGCAGGCUUACCUGUUGGGGCUCCAGGGGGUCAUUUCCUUUUAAAGUAUUAAGCUCCAAUUCUGAGAUUGGCUACUAUCACAUCACCAGAGGCAGCACACAAAAUAGCCUCUCUCUGCUACAGGGUAGCUUUGGUGAGCAGUUUUAAAAGGAUCACAUUUCUCCACAUAUGUCUUACUGCCAGCAAGUUUGUACCCAGAUCUUUUGGGACCUGCGGACACAAACUCCAAAUUGUGUUCCUUUGGCAGUAUCUCAUUGGUCAGAUCCCCUAAACAAUCCCUCAGCAAUGGCGUCCAAUCCCCUUCUUUAUUCACAAAGAUCACAAGAAGCAGUGUCUGCAAACAGUCUAACCAUUGGUAGAGCUCUUGCCUAGCAGAAGCAGUGGGGGAGUUGGGGGGGGAAUCCCCAACCCGUCUAUCACUAGCUUUCAUGGCCUUCCAUUCAUGUUCCCAUGUCAUCCUCACCUCAGGGCCUUGCCUCCUCAGAAAUUCAGGCUGCGGGUGCAGUGAUUGCGCUGCCUGGAGCCCCAGAGCUGGGGGCGCUGUGGCCGUGCCCCCCAGGGGUUGUGGGCACGGAGGCUGUGGUGCAUCGGGAGGGGGGCCUUGCCCCCCACCCCUAGCUGUCCGGGGCUGGGGGCCGCGGUUGGGGGUGGUUUGGGCUCCUGCAGGGGAGGAGGAGAUAAAAGGGGAGGGGAGGGGCCUCGGGAACAAGGGGAGGAGCCAGGAGUUAGCCUCCUGCUGCCGUGGCUAGCAGCAGUUCAGAAACGCCGCUUUCUCUCCAGGCCUCAUGUGCUCUGCCCCAGGCCUAGGACCCACAGCUUUCGGAUUCUCUGAGGUGCUGAAAAAAAUGUGGGAAAUGCCACUUGCCUCCUUCUGACUCCAUGGCCUUGGGCAAUUUGCUGAGCUUCAUGGACAGAAAAUUUACAGAAUCUACAAGUAUGAUUUCUCAGGCCCCCCGUUGGACACAUGAGUUUUCCACCCUGCAUUAGAAUGUCAAUGCCCAUAUUUUUCCUUAAUCAACGAAGGAUAAAAACUGUCGUAACUCUCAGUGUUGUGGACAAUAAAGGUGAACCCCUUAAAAUACUUGUCAACAAAAUUGAGAACAAACUCAGUGACACAGUCAUCCCCUUUAAAGUCCCAACUGGAUGCAUUAUCUAACUGCCUGGCAUAGAUAUAAUUUGGCACAUAGCCCAGUUUCUUGCAUGCCUUCAAAGUCAUAUAAGAGAUAAUCCUCACCCUCUUCUCGAAAGCGAGGACUACAUACAAAACACUAGGGGCCAUUCGUGCUGUCAGUCUGCUCAUAACACCGGGAAUAUGUCUUGCUUUCACAGUAGUGAUUUUUAACAUUGUAUAAAUCACACCUACCACAAAGACACUUAGUGUCAGUCAACUUUACCAAUUGCUCCCAAAGUUCUGGGUUUUGCUACACAGACAUUAGACCUGCAAAAUAGCUUACAGCUGGACCACCCCAGUCUUGCCCCAUACACUUCAACACCGUCUGUAUUUACACAUGGACAGCAGUGCUUUUCACAGGCAUGGUGGUGUUAGCUGGGGAUAUUAUACUGACCCCCAAAAUCUUCACACUUUACAAAUGAUCUCCUGGAAACUGGUGUUACAGGAUUUAAAUUAAGAGGGUUUCUGAUAGCAAAAGUCAAUAGGUGCUAAUUAUCAAUAAAUAUAAAAGAUUAUGAAGAAAUUCAUUACUCGGCCACUUGGUCUUUUCCCCUCUGGUUCAUCACCCCCGAAGGGGUGAAACCAGUCCCACAGACACAAGUUUACUUUGGCACAUGCACUCCAAGAAUGUGCACCCCAGAGACCUGCUUGGGGUGAAAAUAAACAAAAGCGUUAUUUAAUAGACACGGCACAGACUCAAAGAUCAAAUAGUAAGGAAAAGCAAACCUGGACAAGCUCCACAAAAAUAAACACAAAGAUGCAACCUCAGGCUUUACCCUUUCAAAUUCAAUAAAAUGCCUCCGAUGAAGUGAGCUGUAGCCCACGAAAGCUCAUGCUCAAAUAAAUUGGUUAGUUUCUAAGGUGCCACAAGUACUCCUUUUCUUAUUGCGAAUACAGACUAACAUGGCUGCUACUCUGAAACUUUUCUAAUACAGGAUACCUAUUGCCUUUGACCCGGUUCCUACCAAACCCCCUGCCAUUGAGGGGAGCCAGUGUUUCAGAGAGCACCCGCCAAGUGCGCAUCCCUCAGUUUCUAGAUGCAUUUCAUUUCAUUCCCAUCCCUUGCAUUUUAAAAGGACUGUUCUUCUUCAGUCACUAUAGCUACUCGAUGUGAGGAAAUUCCUAGUUUUCUCAGUGUCUGUCUAUUAAAUUGAAUGUUGCCUUUUCCUUGGUUGUACAAUGGAUUGUUACUUGCACUGGGUUUUGUGUAAACACCUGUCUCGGGAGGUCUCUCUUCUUUCUGAUUGCUUACUGUCCUGCUGCGGAGUGGUGCCUAAGUGUUAUGAACACAAUUCUCUAUAUACACAAAUACUUAAAUUGAUAACCAUAACCUGUAUGCAUAGCUCAUAAUGAUCACUCCACUCAAAACAUUACACAUUUUCAUAAAAGACUUUACUUGGCAUGUUUUUAAUAGUACAAUAACACAGCAUACAAUCAUAAGAACAUAAGAAUGGCCAUACCGGAUGAGACCAAAGGUCCAUCCAGCCCAGUAUCUGUCUACCAACAGAGGGAGUGAAUCUAACAGGUAAUGAUCUAGUGAUCUCUUUCCUGCCAUCCAUCUCCACUGUCUGACAAACAGAGGCUAGGGACACCAUUCCUUACCCAUCCUGGCUAAUAGCCAUUAAUGGACUUAACCUUCAUGAAUUUAUCCAGUUCUCUUUUAAACCCUGUUCUAGUCGUAGCCUUCACAACCUCCUCAGGCAAGGAGUUCCACAGGUUGACUGUGCACUGAGUGAAGACGAACUUCCUUUUAUUUAUUAUCUUAUCUUACUCAACUGCUUAUUCUUGGGGUUCAACGCUCCCACCCCGUUGUCCCCUCGGGGUGUCUGGAUCCUGACUGUCACAGUUAGGUAUGCCUUUCAUUAGGGCAUCUGUCUGCCAUUUUUAAAGGCACAUGCUAAAGAUGUUGUGUAGAAAGAGGCAAUUUGAUUCCUGGUACAGAAUUAAAACCAAAUAAGGUUAACUGCUAAAUUUACGUAGGUUUUAUAAAAAGUUGGUGGAGAAAUCUACAUGCAUUCCUUUUGGCUGGUAUUUUUAACUCUGAUUUAUGUUUUAAUGUGUGACAAUGAAUAAAAUGCUAUGUUCAGCAUGAUUCAGGAAACUAUGGGUCAGUUAGAUAUUGAUGGAUAAAUCCAUAAAGUACUGUGCUCAGCAGGACUCAGAAAAAUGUGACCCGUUGUAAUAUUGUGUGAUGUGUCAUCCCACUAGAGGUUCCGUGAUUAAAGAAUACCUUCUGACUGGCUCAGCCAAUGAGGUUAUCACAAGCUCCUAGAAUAGAGGUGGGGGGAAAGGAGGAGUCCUUGUGGCAAAUUUAUUUGGGCAUAAGCUGUCAUGGGCUAGAACCCAAUUCAUCCAAUAUAUGAAGUAAAAGAUACAGGAGCAGGUAUAAAUACAUGGAAGGAUGUGGGCUGCUUUACCAAGUAUCAGGAAGAAAGGCCCUGAUUGUGUUGGCACACGAGGAGAAGAACUCCUUCAAUCAUGCCAUGAAAGAUGCUGCUGUGGGCGUGCUGCAGAAGAGAGGCUGGAGUGUCACCAUUUCUGACCUAUACAAGAUGAAGUUUAACCCUGUGCCAUCACUGUACUGACCUCUGUCUCCUAUCUCAGGUAAGUCAAAAGACCCCAAGAACUUCAAGUAUGGUCCUGAGACAGCCUUGGCAUGGGCAGAAGGUUGGCUGAGCAGCGACAUUGUAGCAGAACAGAAGAAGCUUGAAGCUGCAGACCUUCUGAUAUUCCAGAGUGGCCUGCUCCAUUUCUGUGGCUUGCAAGUCUAGGAGCCCCAAAUCGCCUACAGCAUUAGUCACGCUCCUAAGGAUGCCCGUUUGCAGAUCCUGGAGGACUGGAAGAAGCAACUGGAAGCUAUCUGGGAAGAGAAACCUAUCAGUUUUGUUCCAGACAUCAACUUUGAUCUGAGCUACGUAGGGGGCUUUGUGCUGAAACAGGAGGUGCAGGACCGCCAGAAAGCUCAGAAAUAUGGGCUGAGUGUGGGGCAGCACCUGGGGAAAGCCAUCCCACCUGACAGCCAGGUCAAAGCCCAGAAGAAAUAGCUUCCUCUGCAACACAAGGCCCAGUGGGCUCCUCUCUGGUCUCUAUCACUGAGUGGCUCUGCCAUGGUGGCAGGUCUCUUGGCUUUACCCUACUUUCAAAUGCCUUUCUGCUCUUUCGUAGGGUGAGGAGAGCAUUUCUUCUCUUCCCACCUCUUCCUCAUGGGGGCGUUGGUGCCUCUUGCAGGCUACUCCUAUCUCCCCUUGACUCAGGGAGGCGUCAGUGCCAUACCUCCUCCAGUCAGGUAGUGGUAAUUAACCUACUGGGUUCCAAUAGCAUCUGAGAGUGGGAUGAGUUGGGAAUCUUGCCUCCCUAUUAUUACAUGGUGCUUGCUGUUCACUACCCUGGUGGUCUUGGUAUCGUACAAUGUAAGCUCUCUGUUCAUGUAUAACACAAUGAUUCUAAAUA